AUGAUUUCGUGGGUCAAAGCUGGACUGCCUGGGCCGAGUGGGCCGGUGUGUGACAGCGGCCAGAGGGUUUGUCUUGCUGAUGACCCAGUUAUACAACUUUUGGAAAACAUCUGCCUCUUUUGUGUGUGUGAUGUUUCAGGCACUGAUGUAGGAGACUGCAGCAAGAAUGGCAAAAAAGCUGCAGAGGCCAUGUCACUCAGUAAGGAGGACAUGUCCAUCUUCGGCCUAUACCCUGGCCAUGAUGACUUCUACCUGGUGGUCUGCAGCCAUUGUGGCCAAGUAGUGAAGCCGCAGGCGUUCGAGAAGCACUGUGAGCGACGACACGGCCCCCUGGCCAAGCUGUAUGCCCGGCUGCGCUCCCCCACCCCUGCAACCCCACCCCAGCAGAGGCCCCACCACAGCCAUUCUCCUUCUCAUGGGACCAACGCUGCUUCCGCUUCAUCCUGGGAGAGUCGGGGCCAGGGGGCCGGGCAGCCAAAGCCAGCCCCCCCCUCACCUUCCACUCCACCACAAUACAGACACUCCAAGAACCCCAAGGAUGGAGUACGACAUUCCCCGCUGGAGAAGCCCUCCCACAGCAGCCACACAGAGUCCCCAGUGUUCAAGCAGCCUCCGCCUCUGGAACCUCCUAUAAGCUCCCCCCCGCCAUCACUCAGAGAUCCGCCCUGGCCGCAUGGAGGCACCCCCCCGCCUGGUAGGCCUCCACCCAGUGAUAGGUCCCCCACCCAGAACCAGAAGAAGGACUCCCCCCAGAACUCGGGAAUUCCAAACCACCGGGUCCCCAGACCCUACAACAAAGUGGCCUCCAAGAGGGAGUGUGACCUGGACAAACACUGCGGCGUCCUUGACCCUGACAGGAAGAAGGUCUGCACCCGCCUCCUGACAUGCAAUAUUCAUUCCAUCCACCAGCGGAGGAAAGUGAUGGGGCGCAGCAAGAACUUUGACCAGCUAGUGGCAGAACUGAAGACCAAGGUCCGUGAAAAAGGGGCCAAAUCCCUGGAUGGAAACUCCUCUGCUGGACGCUCCCCCAGCCCAGAGGCCCCCAUGGAACAGACGGGGGCCCCACACUGCAGGAGACCCCUGGCCAGCCUCCCUGCGUUCAGUCGGCCUUCGUCUGUGUCGGAGAGCAACACGGAGGAUGAGCAGCAGGACGAGGGGGGGGUCCGAGCCCCCUCACCUCUGGUCCAUGGAAAAAUCUCCAGUGAUGAAAGUGAGGCAGAGGGACCCGAGGAGCCCGUUGAGUUCCCAUCUUCUGCUGCACGUCCCAGACCUCUAGCGGUAUGUUCAUUUGGCAGCCAUGCUUUGGGUCACGGCAUCUACACGUUUGACCGCAGACUACACCACCUGAGGUCGGCUCUCAGCAGCAUGCUGGAGCAGCACAUCAGCGCACACCUCUGGAAGAAAAUACCUCAAGCCACAGAUCUUCACUCAUUCACCAUCCCUCGGCCCGGACCAUCUCCUCGUCCUCGUCCUCUCCCUCCUCGUCCUCUCCCUCCUCGUCCUCGUCCUCAUUCUUCCUCCUCUUCCUCUUCCUCUUCCUCCUCUUCCUCUUCGUUACAUUCUAAGUCCGCACAGGAGAGUCAUAUUAACUCCUCAAUCAAAACGGCCUCCUCUACCUCCUCUUCCAGUCGAGGUCCAGGAAGACCCCCGACAGCCAUACAGACGGAAAACUCGGGGGUCAGCGGGGGCAGCCUCGCUGGGGGUCACCUGCUCUCUCCAGCUAAGCCUGUGACGGUGCGUUCGGGGGGCUCUGGGCGUCUUAAGAACCCUGUUGGGCGCCCCAGCAAGCAGACGAUGAAGCUGCGAGAGGAGGCUGCCACCGCUGCUGCCCAGCGCAAACGCAAAGCCCCCUCCCAGGAGGGGGAGCACUCAGGCCCCGACAGGAACUGUAUACUGCUCCAGGACCGGGGCCGCCCACCUUCUGCGGCCUCCUCCUCUUCAUCCUUUUCUUCUAAAACCCCCAUUUCCUCACCGCUCACACAUGGACAGACCAAUGGCACACUUUCCCCCAGCAGCAACAAGCCCCGCCCCCAGCCCUCCCCCUCAGAACCCCAUUCACCAGCCGCCAAGGCGGUCUGGACCUACAGACGGACACACACUCCUCUGGGCCAUUCCUCCCCUCCCCCAGACCCGUCGUCCACCAACCACAACUCUCACAGCCGGGCCGGCGGGGGGGACUCAGGACUUCACUUGCAGGGCGGCGGAAGGGGCUGUGAGCACCAGGGGCUUGUGAAGAAACGAAAGGGGGGCGGAAUGGGGGAGCAUUCGCCCUCCAAACCCUCAGUGCACCGCCCCCCUUCCUCCUCCAGCUCCCGCCCCUCCUCCUCCUCUCCGCGCUCCAACUUUUAAUCCCUGGAAGGAAAGCAAAGGGGGGGGGCUGGCAGGGGUGUGGAGAAGAAACUGGGCACACAGAAGCCAAAACUGCACCAUUAAGUGUGCCUGCCUUACAAGAGGGAGCCAGCUCUGCUCAGUCCAAGACUGGGGCAAACGGGACUCGUGCGUGUGUGAGAAUGUCUGUGUGUGUGUGUGUGUGUGUGUGUGUGUGGGAGGGUGGGAUAAAAUUCAGAGUAUGGAUUUAAAAAUACCUCAAGACCAUCCGGUUAUGCUGCUAAAUUAAAUAUGUUUGUUUAUCAAAAUGGAUUAAAAAUGUCCUUUACA
This is a messenger RNA of Gymnodraco acuticeps, 2658 nucleotides long. RefSeq names its product ataxin 7-like 2a (gene atxn7l2a). The record is from RefSeq and is a predicted model, not a curated record. NCBI's taxonomy places the organism in Eukaryota, Metazoa, Chordata, Actinopteri, Perciformes, Bathydraconidae.